CCAGGCUGUUGCAUUUAGCAUAAAACCCGUUUUGCAUUAAGCGAGUCAAACAAUUCGCAUUUCAUGGAAAGCCUGGCAUUAGGGGAUGUAGUUUAUGUUUAUAAUAAUUUUUAAUUGCUUAUGAUGAAUUAAAGUUUAAAAUGUUCUAGGAGAAGACACAUUUAUGUUUGACUGUUAUGCUUUUUAGUUCUUCUAAAAGAGCACUUUCAAUUGCUAUUUAACAGAGGCUUAACUUUGACCAAUCAAAACGAUUUGUGUUAAGCAAUAAGCUACUUAAACCUUAGACCGUGUUGUUUGAAUGGACUGUUUUCCAACGAACACUUGUCUGUUCUUUUUACAAUAGGUUAAAAAUAUUUAGACAUAGCUGAAAAUAUAUAGUCCAACGGCAAUCCAUCUGCAGAAAGAAAUCAUCAUUCUUCUUUAAUUAAAAUAAUUAAAAGAAUGCUAUCUACCACAACUUUUGCAAUUUUGUUGAGUAUAUCCCCACAGGGGGCCGCUGAUGAUGUACCGCAUCUGUCACUACGUGUUCCUUAUCUUCCCGCCGUAUGCUCUCGCCUCUGGAUUCAUGGAUUUAAUUGAGAAUCAGGUGCGGACCACCAUCUACAAACGCUUUGACUAUGAUGCCUAUAACAGACCCUUCACCCUGGAAAUGAUUGGCUGGAAUCUCAUUGCCAUGGGAAUUGAAACAUUUGUCUUUUUUGUUCUGACCAUAGUGAUGGACUUGAAAUGCUGUUGUGGAAGCAACUCUAGACAACGCUACCUGGGCAUGAACGGGCCUGCAGACGAAGAUGUCGAUGUUUCAGCAGAGAAAGUGCGCAUUGAUCGAGGAGACUGUCGCCAGGAUGUGGUCGUGGUGCGCAAUCUCCAUAAGGUAUACAAGAGUGGGAAGACCGAGUUGCAAGCAGUGAACGGGCUCAGUUUUGGUGUGCCAGCCAAUCAGUGUUUUGGCCUUCUGGGAAUCAAUGGUGCAGGAAAGACAACAACAUUUAAAAUACUCACCGGCUGCAUUAAUGCAUCAGAUGGCUUCACUUCAGUUCUUGGAUCCAGGAUUCUUCCCGGCUCGUCCUCAGUGGGGCGCAUGGUGGGCUACUGUCCCCAGGAGGACGCCCUGGACAGCUACCUCAGCGUGGAGAGCAUGCUGCACUUCCACUGCAAGCUCAAGGGCAUCCCAGCAAGCAAGAGGACAGAGGAAGUGACUUCGGUGAUGGACCGUCUGCAGCUGACCCCUAUCAAGGGCAAGCUGGUGCGGGCGUGCAGUGGGGGCAUGAAGCGGAAGCUGUCUCUCGCCAUUGCCCUGCUGGGAUCACCACCUGUCAUAUUGCUGGAUGAGCCCACUACAGGCAUGGACCCCAAAGCCAAGAAGCUUGUCUGGGACUGUCUGUUCAGGGCCAAACAUCAGGGCCAGACCAUCAUCCUCACCUCACACAGCCUGGAGGAGUGUGAUAUUCUGUGUGAUAGGAUUGGAAUCAUGGUGAAUGGAAAAUUCAAAUGCCUGGGUAGCUCACAACAUUUGAAGCAGAAGUUUGGCAAUGGCUACACAGUUACCCUGUACGUGAGCGGCUUAUCUACAAUCGGCACGAGGAUCUAUGACCAAAUCCAUAACCACUUCCCCAGUGCCAGCAUCAGGAGCCAUCACGUGAACGUGAUUCAGCUGGACAUUCCACGAGAGUCAGUGAGCGUGGCAGAAAUGUUCUCAGUGCUGGAGAGAGAGAAGAACAACUACAACAUCAAGUACUACACAGUGUCACAGACCACCCUGGAAACAGUUUGGCAAUGGCUACACAGUUACCCUGUACGUGAGCGGCUUAUCUACAAUCGGCACAAAAAAAAAAAUUGGGAUCUGGAGGAAAAGCGUCGAAGAGCAAUUUCUGACAUGGACUAUGACAUUAGUGAAGGGCACAUGCCUUUUGUACAACCAGACGAAGAAGACCUUUCUGAAUACAAGUUCGCCAAGUUUUCCGCGACGUUCUUCCAAGCCAACGCGACGCACACCUACAUUCGGCUACCAAUCAGAACGUCGCUGCUGCAGUUGAAGUCAGAGAGCGAUCACAUGGCCGCACUUGCCGUCUGGAUUACAAUACUGCGAUUCAUGGGAGAUCUCCCUGAACCGAAAGUCUACACUGGAGUACAGGACACUAGGGACACAACUCCAGUGAUGACGAAGAUCUACUCAACGCUGGGCUGCAAGUUCAACAAGAAAGACCUGGAGGAGGCGCAGAGGAUGAACAUGGAGCUGGAGAACGAGCCCGCGGCCAUGAUGCGGGUCAGCGGGAAAAGCAGCAUACGCAAAAAGAUGGUGUCUUUGACCUUGAAGAAGAAGUCGAAGAUCACAGAAGAGUUCAAAAGUCACCUAGGUGACUCUGAGUACUACUCGCCUACCGGGCAGAACGCUCUGCUGGAGGAGAAACCCACCACGAACCUCGAGAAACUUCAUUUCAUUAUAGGCCAUGGAAUUCUGAGGCCUGAUUUGAGAGACGAGAUCUACUGCCAGAUUGCCAAGCAGUUGACCCAGAACCCGUCUCGAUCCUCCCACGCCCGCGGCUGGAUCCUCCUCUCCCUCUGUGUUGGAUGCUUCGCACCUUCGGACAGGUUCAUCAAGUAUCUACGUAACUUCAUCAGUGAAGGUCCACCUGGCUACGCUCCAUACUGCGAAGAACGCCUGAGACGAACCAUUGCAAAUGGCACACGCAACCAGCCACCAUCUUGGCUAGAGCUUCAGGCCACGAAAUCCAAGCGCCCACUGAUGUUGCCCAUCACGUUCAUGGACGGGAACACUAAGACGCUUCUUGCCGACUCUGCCACGACCGCCAGAGAGCUCUGCCAACAGCUUGGCGAGAAGAUUGUGCUCAGUGAUCAGUUUAGAUUCUCACUCUACAUUGCUCUCUUUGACAAGGUGUCCUCCCUUGGAAGCGGUGGAGACCAUGUGAUGGACGCUAUCUCCCAGUGCGAGCAGUAUGCCAAGGAGCAGGGCGCCCAGGAGAGGAACGCCCCCUGGCGGCUCUUCUUCAGGAAGGAGAUCUUUGCACCCUGGCACGACCCCAGCGAGGACGCCACGGCAACCAACCUGAUCUACCAGCAGGUUGUCAGGGGAAUCAAGUUUGGGGAAUACCGCUGUGACAAGAUUUUCCUGAACAUUGCUGGUGAACAGACGGAUGGAGCCAAUCUUGAUGUCUCGGACACAAACUCAAGUUCUGGAGCUACAGGCUCAGAUAUCAGCAGCAAAAUGGCGCCAAUGGGCGUCUCAAACCCUUUCUAUGAGCAUGUCAAGAAACCCAUCACCCUUGCAGACACAGGCAUGGGCCCCAAUGGCUCCAAGGCACAUUCCCCAUUCGUGCUUUCAGUAAAAGACAAGCUCAAUUUUAAAGAUGAGGAUGGUGAAAUUUUCACCACCAGCCUGUAA
This is a messenger RNA of Dreissena polymorpha, 3400 nucleotides long. RefSeq lists its product as uncharacterized. Bases 500 to 3400 code for a protein of 966 amino acids. The record is from RefSeq and is a predicted model, not a curated record. The transcript is spliced from 17 exons. Gene Ontology annotation, molecular function: ATP binding; ATP hydrolysis activity. Lineage: Eukaryota; Metazoa; Mollusca; Bivalvia; Myida; Dreissenidae. Gene Ontology annotation, cellular component: cytoskeleton.